CGGUGGGGAGGACCUCGAGGAGGAUGAGGGGCUGGGGGGUAUGCCGCAGGAGCUAGACCCGACCCUAGUUUGGUCUCCGCCGGCGGAGGAGGUGUACGUUGCAGCCGAGGAGAGGCUGGAACCACGGGACAAGAAGCCGUAUAAGCGCGGGAUUACGAAACUCCCCAAGCUAAAAACUUGGGCCUUCCGCGAUGUUGUUCUCGUGCCCGCUGGAAAGAGCAUGUUCAACUAUGGCGACCUGAGGAGGAAGCCGACACGUGAGUACUCGAACAUCCUUGGAGGCAUAAUUAGGAAGCAUUUCCCUGGGAUUGUCAAUCUCCCUACUGGUGGCCGCGACGUGGCUUGGACUUGGAAGCACUACAGCUACGCGGAAGAUCCUAGCGGCAAGUACGGAAACAUGCAAGAGCGGGUUGUCCGCCACUUCUGGAAAUACUUCAAGAGGGCUGAGGGCGAGGAAAUUGCGUGCGACGUUAUCGUACACGAGUUGUGCAGGGUGAGGGUGACUGGCAUGCACUACGAGGCACGUGUCCAGUGCGUCCGCGACUGGCACGCCGAGCGCAAAAUUUGGAUGAGUAAGGCUGAUUGUCGGGAUACGCUCAUGGCACCAUGGCAGUACCUGCAGAACCCUCCUCAGUACGUCGGGGAAGACAGGGCGUGCUUUCUUGCGAUGGUCAUAUGGUGGACAUCCCGCGAGUACGCCCGGAAGCACGAGGAGGGCAAGCAGAAGCGUUCAGAGAUGGGAGGUGGAUCACAUGUCCUGGGCAGCAAGAACUUGGCCCUUACCUUGCAGGAUGAGGAAGUGAAGACAGGCGUGGCACCAAACUUGUUUGGCUUUUUCCAAAAGUCGAAGACCAGGAAGGAGCCGCAUCCUGAAACGGGGUCCUUGUGGGUCAAUGACCUAGCGGAGGGCCAGUGUGGCGCGUACCGCUCGAAGUUCAAGGACAAGCACGGCGAAGACGCCGAUCCAACCACCGAAGACUUUGACGUUGAGGUUGCGGUGCUUGCGGGACAAGGCAAGAAGGGUGGCCGCCUAUGGAUUGCUGACGGGUUAGUCGACCCAAAGACCAUUCCAUCUCUACGCCAGAUCCAUCGUGGGCGUACGAGCGAGCAGCCUCGGGUAGAGACCCGCCCACGGGCUUCGGACCUAGCUAUCGAGAAGUUACGGGCGGAGAUGGAAGAAAGGGAACGGAGGAACCAAGAGGAGAAGAUGCAGAUGCAGCAUCAGCUUAGGGAGAGCAUGCAGAUGCAGCAGCAGAUGUUGCAGCAGAUGCAACAACAGCAGCAGAUGUUCCAGCAGAUGUUCAUGAACCAGGCCGUGCUGACUUCCCCACCGGGGAGUAGUGCUCCUAGCACGUCGUGUCCUCCUAUGUUCCCCAACUGGGUAAGUGGUUAA
This is a messenger RNA of Lolium perenne, 1393 nucleotides long. RefSeq lists its product as uncharacterized. Gene Ontology annotation, biological process: transposition. The record is from RefSeq and is a predicted model, not a curated record. Lineage: Eukaryota; Viridiplantae; Streptophyta; Magnoliopsida; Poales; Poaceae.